Messenger RNA from Wyeomyia smithii (pitcher-plant mosquito), 615 nucleotides. RefSeq lists its product as uncharacterized. NCBI's taxonomy places the organism in Eukaryota, Metazoa, Arthropoda, Insecta, Diptera, Culicidae. Bases 1 to 615 code for a protein of 204 amino acids. The record is from RefSeq and is a predicted model, not a curated record. The transcript has a single exon.
AUGGGCAAAUUGAAAACCGUUUCUAGUACGGGUAAACGGCCUCGGCCUGGAAAUGGCCCUGAUUUGGUGGCUAAAAAGCUUUUGGCCAAAGUCAGAUUUGCUGUCUUGGAAAACGCCAUGGACCACGAAAUAGUGAAAAAAGAGAAAAUUCCACUCUUCUAUGUGAAAGGAUUUUCGGAAGGUCUUCACGAAGCAAUCGACUUUUACAUCGAUAAAGGACUGAAAUGCACUAUCCGUAUGUGCUCUGACGGAUACAAACUGAUGGUUCCUGCGUUGAAUCACUACAAGGCGGUACAAGUAAUACUGCAGCAGCGUAAAUAUUCCACUUUCUCCCAUGACAUUGAAGCAGAAAACCCGCUCAAGGUUGUUCUUCGCGGUUUGCCAGACAUGGAAAUUGACACUCUGUUAGAGGAACCGAAGGCAAAUGGACUGAAGCCAAUCCAGAUCCAUAAGAUGUCAUGCCAAAACAAGACUCGGAAGUACCGUGACCAAUUGUACCUUGUAAACCUGGAGAAAAAUUCAACAUGUUUGGCGGAUUUGCAGUCCAUUCGUGCCCUUUUUCACAUCAUUGUAGCCUGGGAGCGCUACAAACCAGUGCAUCGAGAUAUGACCUAA